Molecule: messenger RNA, 1875 nt
Organism: Parathielavia appendiculata
Lineage: Eukaryota; Fungi; Ascomycota; Sordariomycetes; Sordariales; Chaetomiaceae
Exons: 5
Coding region: 1-1875 (624 amino acids)
Biological process (GO): regulation of DNA-templated transcription
Cellular component (GO): nucleus
Molecular function (GO): DNA-binding transcription factor activity, RNA polymerase II-specific; transcription cis-regulatory region binding
Source: RefSeq, a predicted model, not a curated record
AUGGAGCAACAAACGGCAUCCCCGCCGCGUAUGGCAGAGCGUGCCAAAAUUGUGCCCGUGCGAAAUGUAGAUGCAUCUACCGGCUUGGCGGUGCCGACUGUGAAAGAGUGCGUGCCGUCAGUCUCGGUGCGGAAGCGCAAUGGCAAGAGAGCCCAUGUCUCCCGCGCCGCCCAGCUCGAGGCGAAGCUCGAGGACCUCGUCAUGCUGCUCAAACAUCAGACCGCGUCAGCAGACAAAGCGCCGUCUCCAAGUGACAUGAAAGGCAACGUUUCUACCAGCACGCCAGCCCUGAGUGCUCGUUCGACCACCAGCCAGUCCGAGCGGAGCUCGCCUGGGUCGGUCCCCGCCGCCGCUCUGCCUCCUCAGCAGCCCGACCGUGCCCCUGGCAGAGUACUCCCCCGGGCUCCAGUUGGCCCCGGCUCUCUCCUCGGAACCGUUUUCAACCCCUCGACUUCGGCACCAGCGGCGCCCUCGUAUGAGGCAGGGCCCCCAAUGAGAUCAUCGUCCAUACCAUCUUGCUCAUACCAGCCACAACCUCUCGAAGCCGCCGAGGACCUGACGACUUUUCGCAAGUACAUGCUCAUCUUUCUGCCGUUUGUGUACUUGCCCCCAUCCAUGACCUCCGAGAGCUUGAGGGCGAUGUAUCCGUUCCUUUGGUUCUGCAUCAUGACCGUGACAUGCAAGCAUGUUGAUCGGCGUCUCGUCAUGGGCGAGGCGGUCAGAAACUUUCUGGCCCAGAAAUUGGUCAUUGAGAAUGAAAAAAACCUUGACCUGCUCCUUGGCUUGAUUGUCAUCAUGGGCUGGACUCAUUUUUACAUGAAGAGGGACAAGCCCAUGCUCUCAAUGCUGGCUUCUCUCGCAAAGUCCCUCGUCUUUGACCUGGGCCUCAACAAGGUCCCAGCCGAGCCAUACAUCGCCGCCUGCUUGAGGACGCCACUUCAUCCGCCAGCAAAGGAAAAGACACAUGCAGAGCGGCGAGCUGUGCUUGCAUGCUUUCUUCUCACCUCUCAAAUUUCCUAUUCGAUCAAACGACUAGAUGCGCUGAACUGGACAAACCACAUGGAUGAUUGCCUCCAGGUGCUGUCUCAACAGCGAGAGUGGGAAGGCGACAACCUGCUCGUUGCCCAAGUUAAGGUCCAGCUGAUUCUUGAGCAACUGACCCGCGUUACCUCCCAGUCAACAGAUGGGAUACCUCCAGGCUACGUUCUGUCUGCACUUCGGGCACAGGUGCAGACAAUUAGGGCUCAACUUCCACCACAUCUACAACAGAACGACACGAUCCUCAGCCACAUAUCCUACACCGAACUCGCAAUCAACGAGGUUGCCAUGUCCAAGCCAAAAAUGGCUCCCCAUGGGCUUAUGCCCGACAUGCAGCGUCACGAAGCGAUGGAGGCCUGCCUCAGCGCUAUCAAGGACUGGUUCAAUCGGCACUUCUCGAUUCCUAGCUACGUCUACAUUGGAAUGACGUUCAGUUACUGGUGGAACAUGGCCCACUGCCUCCUUGUACUUGCCCGGCUCUCGGUGCUCAACGAUCCGGCCUGGAACUGGCACUCAGUCAGGAACAGGAUUGACAUGUUCGCGAUACUCGACCAACUGAAGGCUGGGUUUGAGGAGGUAGCAGCUCAGCGGCAUCUGGCCACGGGCCCGACCGUUGAGGAGGAUACCUUCUCCAAGUACGUCAAGAUGGUGCAGACAAUGAAGAACAACUGGGCGCCGGACCUCGCUGGUACGGAAGUGUCUUCGAUGCCGAACGCGCCGACGGUAGCAGACGCCUUCAUCGACAAGAGCGCCGAGGCGUUAAAUGUGCCGUUCUUCCAACCGGACGACUCGGAAACGUGGAUUGCCGGCCUCUUCGACAUGAAUUGGGACAUCUAA